UGAGCGGCUCGUAUCGUACACCCGGAACCCCGUCUGCCUCCCCCCUCCCCCACAACGCUCCCACCCGCCACUCUCUUUUUCCCAACCCAGUCCCCUAUCAGUCCAGGUGGCAGAGCGCACUUCGGCCGUGGGAUGCAGCCUCUCAUCUCCGACACAUGGACAGCGGAGCUUGGAGUUGCCGCAGCGCGCCACGGCUCCACUAGCUGAAGACACCGCGUCUAAAGAGCGGAAGGCAGAGACGGCACUCAAGCGUUUAACUCCUGGACGUAGGAUAAAAGGAUAUACUGGUUCCCACUUCAUUUCUUAUCUUUUCAAACCGCAAGAGAGCAGAACCAGCUGUGUUCAAUGCGCAACCAUGCUCAUCAUCUCUUCUCGCAGCGCGCUGCUGUCCGUCUACUACCCACAGAUCUUCCUCAUCCUCACCAGCGGUAGCUACCUGGCGCUGUCCUCUGUGGUAGCUCUAGGUGCUAACAUCAUCUGCAACAAGAUACCGGGACUGGCCCCCCGUCAGAGAGCCCUCUGUCAGAGUCGCCCUGAUGCCAUCAUCGUCAUUGGCGAAGGCGCCCAGCUGGGCAUCAAUGAGUGUCAGUACCAGUUUCGGUACGGCCGGUGGAACUGCUCAGCCCUGGGCGAGAGGACUGUCUUUGGACAAGAGCUGAGAGUAGGCAGCAGGGAGGCAGCAUUCACUUAUGCCAUCACCGCAGCCGGAGUCGCCCACGCGGUGACCACAGCUUGUAGCCAAGGCAACCUCAGCCAGUGCGGCUGUGACCGCGAGAAGCAGGGCUACCACGACCACGAGGAGGGCUGGAAGUGGGGAGGCUGCUCAGCUGAUGUCAAGUACGGCGUGGAGUUCUCACGGCGCUUUGUAGAUGCCCGCGAGAUCAAGAAGAACGCCCGUCGGCUGAUGAACCUGCACAACAACGAGGCAGGGCGAAAGAUCCUAGAGGAGAGGAUGAAGCUGGAGUGCAAGUGUCACGGCGUGUCUGGGUCCUGCACCACUAAGACCUGCUGGAUCACCCUGCCAAAGUUCAGAGAGAUUGGUUACCUGCUGAAGGAACGCUACAGUGACGCGGUUCAAGUAGAGCCGGUGCGAGCCUCGCGCCUCCGCCAACCCUCAUUCCUACGACUCAAAGAGGCUCGGGGGUACCAGAAGCCAACAGACACAGACCUGGUGUACCUGGAGCGUUCGCCCAACUACUGCGAAGAGGACACAGCCACAGGAAGCGCAGGAACACGGGGCAGACUGUGCAACGGCACCUCGACACACACAGACAGCUGUAAUGUGAUGUGCUGCGGCCGGGGUUACAACACACACCACUACACGCGCGUCUGGCAGUGCAACUGCAAGUUUCACUGGUGUUGUUUUGUCAAGUGCAACACCUGCAGUGAGAAAUCAGAAGUUUUCACCUGCAAGUAAGAUAUGAGGAAAGGACUUAUAAGGAAGUAUUUAUUUAACAAUUUGCACAUUUUCACAACCUCUUUUGGAAUUCUUUAAAGACAGACAUGAGGUUUGACUCAUUAUAAAAAAAACCCAUAUUUUCUUGCACGCUGGUACAAAACUGUGACACGAUGCAAACAUGUUGCAGCUGAAAGGAUUCGAUGUUCUCUUUGUAAUAGCUGACAUCUACAAGAUGUAGCUUACAGAUGUCAUGCACAAGAGUAAAAACAAGGACUAUUGUUGGAUCUUGACUUUUCGUAACACGCUAACUGGAAAUGUUACGACAGCAAAGUGCUUCAGACUGCCAUGAGAGGAGGACAGGCUCCUGAUGAAGAUUGGAAGACAGCAGAGGAAUACUUUUAACUGUACGCUCACACUGUAUUCUGUUUGAACACUGAAAAUAAAACACAAUUAUUUAUGUAAAAAUAUCUUUCAAACCACACAAAGCCUUAACAUGGAUAGCACACUCAAUCACUCUUUAACAUUUUCCCUCUCUUUUAUGGUCAUUCAUUUGCUACUGACACAUUUUAAACUGAGAGUAACUGAUUUUUAGUCCUAUGGAGUGGAAUUUACAGCCACUAAACUGCAAAAUCCUCUACAUAUAUUUUAUUUUUAUCCAUUAUCAGUGGCAUAUGUUGCUAUAGAUUAGUUAUUUUUCUUUUGCACUCACAUUGCUUUCUGUUUUUCAUUGGACAUCAGUAUGUUGAGGGGUUGUGGUAUUGAGUGCUGUGCUGACAUAUCUCUCAUGGACAUGUCCUCUCCCCCCGCGUCCAGAUCCUUUGUUACACCAAGAGCCAAAAAGAUCUCUAUUUUACGCAUCCAACUUCUCAGUUUGAACGGCACUUUCCAUCCUGACCAUGUACAUUGUUUUAUUUUCAGAGGGCUCUUGACUUCUGUGAAAAGCAUGUAAGCCUCACUGGAACUCCAUAGAGGUGCAAUCAGGUUCAGAUACAACCAACAUUCCCAUGAACGGUAGAGACGUGGAAUUCCACAUGAUGGCCUCUGCUUACACUAGGCCUUCCAGCGCGGUUUAGGCCUGCCUGGGUGGAUGGCAUGUGCCCUAACCACACAGAAGGGGGUAUGAGAGGAUCAAAGGCCCCAAAGCUAUUUUUGGACAGCACCCUUAAUGUAUUCAGAAUUGCUUAUUUAGGCUUUAUAUAACUUACGAAACAAUUUGAAGAGUAUAUUUUUAUAUGAGGAACGUGGCACUUUAUGUCAUUUAUAGAUGGAAAAGGAAAGUCACUAUUUACAAGUGUUUUCUAAUGUCAUUGUUUUCAGAUUUGAGAGCUAUAAAUUAUUUGGAAUUUACGCCUUUGAUCAAAGUUCCUAAACUGUAAAUACUCCACGUGUUUCACCAGAUUGUCCGUCUCGGUACGAUUCUUCACAAUUCAGUGUAGCUCAUAAAAACUGUGUGAUUCACCAAGUGCUGGAAAUUCCAGGAAAUGUUGUGGCAACCACUGCUAAGUGUUUGAGCAAAUACAUGGAAUUGUGAGUAGAAAAUAAAUUGGAAGCUUUGGCAAACAACCAGUUGCGCAGCUUUCGAAGAGAUUUCUGUGUUUCCAGUGUUCUUUCUGUAAGUAGGAACAACUCAUUGUGUUCCUAAAAGCAACUUAAAACACAGUUUCUUUAUUUGUUCUGUGGCAAAAAUCAAAGUCUGCAUCACUUACAAACAUGAAGUUGUACGUUUUUCUUUUUUACCAAUAAAAUUUGA
This is a messenger RNA of Micropterus dolomieu (smallmouth bass), 3149 nucleotides long. RefSeq names its product wingless-type MMTV integration site family, member 7Ba (gene wnt7ba). NCBI's taxonomy places the organism in Eukaryota, Metazoa, Chordata, Actinopteri, Centrarchiformes, Centrarchidae. Bases 356 to 1417 code for a protein of 353 amino acids. Gene Ontology annotation, molecular function: frizzled binding; cytokine activity. The record is from RefSeq and is a predicted model, not a curated record. The transcript has 4 exons. Gene Ontology annotation, biological process: positive regulation of JNK cascade; multicellular organism development; cell fate commitment. Gene Ontology annotation, cellular component: extracellular region.